This is a messenger RNA of Rhizophagus irregularis DAOM 181602=DAOM 197198, 402 nucleotides long. The record is from RefSeq and is a predicted model, not a curated record. Lineage: Eukaryota; Fungi; Glomeromycota; Glomeromycetes; Glomerales; Glomeraceae.
AUGAGUGUUGAGUCAUCCAUAAAAGUCAAAUGUGAAAUUGGUAAAGAAUGUUGUUUAAAUUCAAUACAAGAGGAAGAAAGUGCUACUAAUUCAUCUAAAUCAAAUGAAGAAGCAAGCGACCAAACCAUAUCUGAUAAUUCUGAUAAUGAUGAUGUCAUUAAUAUAUCUGAUGAUAAUGAUGUUGAUAAUGCAGAUAUUGGCAUCAAUGAAAAUGUUUCAAAAAAAAGAAAACCACCCAGUAAAAUUACAAGACCUAAAACAAGUUGGGUAUGGAAUUUCUUUAGAGAAACUGAAGAUGGUAUUGCAAUGAGUUAUCUAAAAGCAUUACAAAAAGGUGAUCAAAAUCUUAUUAGUAAUAUAAUUGAAGAAGAAAAAUCUAAAUCACAUCCUUAUUCCAAAUAA